Molecule: messenger RNA, 763 nt
Organism: Tympanuchus pallidicinctus (lesser prairie-chicken)
Lineage: Eukaryota; Metazoa; Chordata; Aves; Galliformes; Phasianidae
Gene: RIPPLY2
Product: ripply transcriptional repressor 2
Exons: 3
Coding region: 225-641 (138 amino acids)
Biological process (GO): embryonic pattern specification; negative regulation of transcription by RNA polymerase II
Cellular component (GO): nucleus
Source: RefSeq, a predicted model, not a curated record
CCACUUCCAGCCACGUGUCCGCCGCAGCGCGCUUCGCACCGAGCUGCCGCAUCUCCCCCCUAAGGCCAUUUGGGCCAUACACGCAUCCGCGCUCCGUGUCGACACAGCGCGCAUUCCCGCGGAGCCUUUUUGUUGACGGCGCUGGCAAAUGAGCCGGGGGAGGUGGGCUCCGCCGCCGCCGGCACUGCGAGGUAUAAAAGCCGCCGGGCCCGGGGUGCAAUGAGAUGUGGUUGCGGUGUACUAUGGAGGUUGGAGCUCUGCGCUGCGGCUGCCCGCUUUCAGUGCCGCUGCCCCCGCGGGGCUGCCCCUGCGUUCCGCACGAUUCCGCACCCUUCGCUUCUCCCUCCUCCUCUUCCUCGCCCCGCCGCUCAGUGCCCUUCUGGAGGCCGUGGGCGCCCGGCCCCGCCGCGGCGCGCAGUCCCCGCGGGCUGGCCGAGGCCUCUGGAAAGCCGGCUCAAUACGCGCACCCCGUGAGACUGUUUUGGCCCAAAUCAAGGUGCUAUGAUUACUUGUAUCAGGAAGCUGAGGCACUUCUGAAAAACUUUCCUGUUCAAGCUACGAUUUCUUUUUAUGAAGACUCAGACAGUGAGGAGGAUGAAGGUGAACUGGAGCAACAUGCAAGAACAGAAUCACAUUGCUGAUGGCAAGAAAGACCAAUCGAGACUACUUCUAUUAAACUUAAUAUAAAAAAUGUAUUACAGUAUUUUUAAAGAUAGUUUAUAUGUAUAUAAGUUAUUCUUAAUAAAAUUGGAAUGUUUUGUAA